This is a messenger RNA of Cricetulus griseus (Chinese hamster), 2928 nucleotides long. Lineage: Eukaryota; Metazoa; Chordata; Mammalia; Rodentia; Cricetidae. The record is from RefSeq and is a predicted model, not a curated record.
AUGGAAGUUGGCCUCAUCCAGCUCGAGAAGGAGCAGGUGUUCAUCCAGCCCCUCAACAACUCAGGAGGCCCAUUCAGCGGAAGAGAGCAUCUGAUCAGGCGCAAAUGGUCCUCUGCCUCCAGCCAGUCUACCUCUGUGGAGGAGCCCAGGCAGCACUGCAAAGUAGUGACAGAAAAGAAGCCCAAGAAGGACAAGCCAUCGCGGGACUGGAGGGAGCGGAGGAAUGCCAUCAGGCUCACCAAUGAGCAUACGGUGGAGACCCUGGUGGUGGCUGAUGCAGACAUGGUGCAGUACCACGGGGCAGAGGCUGCACAGAGGUUCAUCCUCACUGUCAUGAACAUGGUAUACAACAUGUUUCAGCACCAGAGCCUGGGGAUUAAAAUUAACAUUCAAGUCACCAAGCUGGUCCUAUUGAGACAACGCCCGGCCAAGUUAUCCAUUGGGCACCAUGGUGAGCGUUCCCUGGAGAGCUUCUGUCACUGGCAGAAUGAGGAGUAUGGGGGUGCACGGUACCUUGGCAAUAACCAGGUACCAGGUGGGAAAGAUGAUUCGCCUUCUGUAGAUGCUGCUGUGUUUGUGACCAGGACAGAUUUCUGCGUUCACAAAGAUGAACCCUGUGACACCGUUGGAAUUGCUUACUUAGGAGGCGUAUGCAGUGCUAAGAGGAAAUGUGUGCUUGCUGAAGACAAUGGUCUCAAUUUGGCCUUUACCAUCGCCCAUGAGCUGGGCCACAACCUGGGGAUGAACCACGACGAUGACCACUCAUCUUGUGCUGGCCGCUCACACAUCAUGUCGGGAGAGUGGGUGAAAGGCCGGAACCCUAGCGACCUCUCUUGGUCAUCCUGUAGUCGCGAUGACCUCGAGAACUUCCUCAAAUCCAAAGUCAGUACCUGUUUACUGAUCACUGACCCCAGGAGUCAGCACGCCCUGCGCCUCCCACACAAGCUGCCAGGCAUGCACUACAGCGCCAAUGAGCAGUGCCAGAUUCUGUUUGGCACCAAUGCUACCUUCUGCAGAAACAUGGAGCAUCUGAUGUGUGCUGGGCUGUGGUGCCUGGUAGAGGGCGAUACAUCCUGCAAGACCAAGCUGGACCCUCCCCUGGAUGGCACGGAGUGUGGGGCAGACAAGUGGUGCCGGGCUGGGGAGUGCGUGAGCAAGACACCCAUCCCAGAACAUGUGGACGGGGACUGGAGUCCAUGGGGCACCUGGAGCAUGUGCAGCCGAACAUGUGGGACAGGAGCACGAUUUCGGCAGAGGAAAUGUGACAACCCCCCCCCUGGGCCUGGAGGCACACACUGCCAGGGUGCCAGCGUAGAACAUGCCGCCUGUGAGAACCUGCCCUGCCCCAAGGGUGUGCCCAGCUUCCGGGACCAGCAGUGCCAAGCCCAUGACCGACUGAGCAGCAAGAAGAGGGGCCUGUUGACAGCAGUGGUGGUUGAUGAUAAGCCGUGUGAACUCUACUGCUCACCCCUCGGAAAGGAGUCCCCGCUGCUGGUGGCUGACAGGGUCCUGGAUGGCACACCCUGUGGACCCUACGAGACUGACCUCUGCGUGUAUGGCAGAUGCCAGAAAAUUGGCUGUGAUGGCAUCAUCGGUUCUGCGGCCAAAGAAGACAGGUGUGGUGUCUGCAGCGGGGAUGGCAAGACCUGCCGUGUGGUGAAGGGUGAUUUCAGCCACUCCCGGGGUACAGGUUAUAUCGAAGCUGCUGUCAUUCCAGCCGGAGCUCGGAGGAUCCGUGUGGUAGAAGACAAGCCCGCUCACAGUUUCCUGGCUCUCAAAGACUCCAGUAAAAGAUCCAUCAACAGUGACUGGAAGAUAGAGCUCCCUGGAGAGUUCCAGAUUGCAGGUACGACCGUCCGCUAUGUGAGAAGAGGCCUGUGGGAGAAGUUUUCAGCCAAGGGACCCACCACAGUGCCACUGCAUCUGAUGGUGCUGUUAUUUCACGACCAGAACUAUGGCAUUCACUAUGAAUAUACCAUACCCGUAAACCAGAGCACUGAAAAUCAGAGUGAGCCCACCAAGCCCCAGGACGCCCUCUUUCUCUGGACCCACAGUGGCUGGGGAGGGUGCAGCGUGCAGUGUGGAGGAGGAGAACGAAGAACCAUUGUAUCAUGCACACGGAUUGUUAACAAGACCACAACCCUGGUGAAUGACAGUGACUGUCCCCAAGCAAGCCGCCCUGAACCCCAAGUCCGAAGGUGCAACUCUCACCCAUGCCAGUCCAGGUGGGUGGCUGGUCAGUGGAGCGCCUGCUCGGCAACCUGUGAGAAAGGGGUCCAACAUCGGGAGGUGACUUGCAUGUACCAGCUACAGAACGGCACACAUGUCACUACUCGGCCCCUCUACUGCUCAGAACCCCGGCCGACAUCAGUACAGAGCUGUGAAGGCCAGGACUGCCUGUCUAUCUGGGAGGCAUCAGAGUGGUCAGAGUGCUCUUCCAACUGUGGCAAAGGGACCCAGAAACGAACUGUGACAUGCACCAACUCUCAAGGGAAAUGUGAUGCGUCCACAAGGCCAAAAGCAGAGGAGGCGUGUGAGGACUACUCCGGCUGCUAUGAGUGGAAAACUGGGGACUGGUCUAAGUGUUCAUCCACGUGCGGGAAGGGACUCCAGUCCCGUGUGGUACAAUGCAUGCACAAGGUAACUGGACGCCAUGGCAGUGAGUGCCCCACUCUCUCAAAGCCAGCAGCCUACAGACAGUGCCACAUGGAGGCUUGCAAUGACAAGAUUAAUGUGAACACCAUCACCUCCCCUCGUCUUGCUGCCCUGACCUACAAAUGCACACGAGACCAGUGGACGGUAUACUGCCGGGUCAUCCGAGAGAAGAACCUCUGCCAGGACAUGCGGUGGUACCAGCGCUGCUGCCAGACCUGUAGGGACUUCUACGCAAAUAAGAUGCGCCAGCUGCCCUCUCCAUCAAGCUCAUGA